AUGUCUCCUCCGUUGACCCCUUCAUCCUCCUCCUCCUCCUCCUCCUCCUCCUCCUCAUCCUCCACUGACAGCACGUGCACUGAACGGGACAUCGAAGAAGCUCUCAUAGGCUCCUGGUCCCUCUUGGAAUACUUCUCCGACCCCUUUGACGGCAAGGGCCCCUCGCUGCAUCCCAUGGGCCCCGACGCACGGGGCAUCCUCACCUACCACCCCGACGGGUGCAUGUCUGUGCACCUCAUGCCCUCCCCCAAGACAGGCAAGAAGUCUCGGACGGCGCUCAACGAUGGCUUCAUGUACGCCGGGAAAUAUUGGGUGGAGAGACAUGAGCGCGAGAAGAACAGCUUCAUCGUCUGUCAUCGAGCCGAGAUGGCUUCGUUGCUGCACCUGGAAGGAAGGGUGCACAAGCGGCAGGUUACGUUGUCGAAUCGGAAUCGCCUCGUGUUGUCUUUUGUGGGAUUUGAGGAAUUGAAUAGAGACUGA
This is a messenger RNA of Aspergillus saccharolyticus JOP 1030-1, 480 nucleotides long. RefSeq lists its product as uncharacterized. The coding region runs from base 1 to 480 and encodes 159 amino acids. The record is from RefSeq and is a predicted model, not a curated record. NCBI's taxonomy places the organism in Eukaryota, Fungi, Ascomycota, Eurotiomycetes, Eurotiales, Aspergillaceae. The transcript is spliced from 2 exons.